Messenger RNA from Eptesicus fuscus (big brown bat), 1181 nucleotides. RefSeq names its product ADP ribosylation factor 4 (gene ARF4). The coding region runs from base 213 to 755 and encodes 180 amino acids. Gene Ontology annotation, molecular function: GTPase activity; GTP binding. The transcript has 6 exons. The record is from RefSeq and is a predicted model, not a curated record. NCBI's taxonomy places the organism in Eukaryota, Metazoa, Chordata, Mammalia, Chiroptera, Vespertilionidae. Gene Ontology annotation, cellular component: plasma membrane; cytoplasm. Gene Ontology annotation, biological process: intracellular protein transport; vesicle-mediated transport.
UAGAGCCGGAGCUGCCGCGGCAGUCGUCGAGCAGGUCCGCGCCCCGCUGAUUCCGGUCCCGGAGCGUCGCCCGGCGCGCCGGCUAGCGAGCCGCCCUCUUUCUUCAUUAGCUCCUCUCCUUCUCGCUCAGUUUGCCGGGAGCGUGAAAAUAGAAGGCCGGGGGAAGCUCCAAACCCCUUCUGCUCCUGCCCAUCGCGAGUGCAACUACCGCCAUGGGCCUCACCAUCUCCUCCCUCUUCUCCCGCCUCUUCGGCAAGAAGCAGAUGCGCAUUUUGAUGGUUGGAUUGGAUGCUGCUGGCAAGACGACCAUUCUGUAUAAACUGAAGUUAGGGGAGAUAGUCACCACCAUUCCUACCAUUGGUUUUAAUGUGGAAACAGUAGAAUAUAAGAAUAUUUGUUUCACAGUAUGGGAUGUUGGUGGCCAAGAUAAGAUAAGGCCUCUCUGGAGGCAUUAUUUCCAGAAUACCCAGGGUCUUAUUUUUGUGGUAGAUAGCAAUGAUCGUGAAAGAAUUCAGGAAGGAGCUGAAGAGCUGCAAAAAAUGCUUCAGGAAGAUGAGUUGCAAGAUGCAGUGUUGCUGCUUUUUGCAAAUAAACAGGAUUUGCCAAAUGCUAUGGCCAUCAGUGAAAUGACAGAUAAAUUAGGUCUUCAGUCUCUUCGUAACAGAACAUGGUAUGUUCAAGCCACUUGUGCUACACAAGGAACUGGUCUGUAUGAGGGACUUGACUGGCUGUCAAAUGAGCUUUCAAAACGUUAAAUGAAACUGGAUAUCUAAUCAAGGACAUGUUGGAUAGAAUUUGUCUAGGCUUGUUACAACAAAAUUAGUUUGCAUCUUGGUUAUUAAACAGUAUCUGGGACUGGUUUGGGCAGAAUAUUACAGCGUUUAAACUUAUUUUGUUGCCAAUUAUUGUUUACCAAGUAUAAUGUUGCACUUUAGCAAUAUGCUUGGUUUUAAAGAAAUUAUCUUUAACUUGGAGGGGAAAAAGUGCCCUCUUUUAAUUUUACUUCCCUUAAGCCUAAAUGCCUGGACUUAGCUAUUGUGACACCUUUAAAUAAAUCCGUUUUAAAUGUUUUUUGAGCCCACAGAAAAUAAUGUUUUAAAGUUAUCCCCUUGCUACUUUACUGAUACCUUUAUCAUUCCUGGGACAGUCUGCUGAUUUAAAAAUAAAAAUGUAGCAUUCCA